CAAACAGACCUUGUUUUACUCCAGGAUGUCCCGUAGGAAACAGGCAAACCCACAGUAUGUUCACGUGGACGCGCAUCACAUCGAUCGUCCUUUGGAAAAUGUCCCCAACUCAACUUGUGACGUCCAUAUCUGUGAACAAUGCUGUGCUGAAUUUUGCAAUAUAACAGACCUCCAUCAACACCAGAAAGGCUGUUCAAAAGAUCAGUUAGUUCUAAUAGAAUGUGAUGAUGGAAUUCCAAACUCUUUACCUUACACUCACAAUUCAAGUUUUUCAAUCUUCAAUUCUGAGGAGCAAGUAAAUGGUGCAACAAGUGAUAACAAUACAGAGGAACUUUGUGACUUUUCUAAUGAUGGAACAUCAGAAGGAACUGAUGGAUCUAUAAACAUAUAUGAAAACAGCAGUUACUACAUUGCCACGAAGUCCCAUUCACAUCAUGAUAAUGGAAACGAUGAUGCUGAUUGCUUUAGCUCAGCAUACACAACUGUCAUACCUCAAGAUGUUUCCUUAAUUGAGUCAUGUAAAUUAUCAGUCACUAAGAGCAAUGUCUUCAUUGAGAACCUAGAAAACACCAAGGUUGCUGUCGCUCAGUUCGCACAGGAAGCUAGUUUGAGUUCAAAGGCUAACUGCAAGAACACAAGCAACAGCAAAAUGGCUGCCUCUGGUCUGAUCGAGCAGCUGUUAGCUUUGCAGCAACAGCAGGUGCAGCAACUCAAAUUAAUUGAAGAAGUUCGACACCAGAUAAUCCUAUUAACAGCUCAAAAUUCAGACACACCUGUAGCCAAAAACACUUGUGAUGGUCUUUCAGGAAUCUCUCAAACCGGUUCACUGAUAAAGCUCAGCUUACACCUUUCUGAACAGCUCGCAGCAUCUGCUGGGCUAGCAGAAAAAUUAGUAAGCAAGUCUGCUAAUAUUAGCUAUGCUAAAGAGUCUAAACAUAUUAUUUCACAGACCAACCAAGAUGGCUCAAGGUGUCAUAAAGUAAACUCACAAAUGACUGAUAAAAAAGGAGAUAACUCAUUGUCAUCAAAAGUUGGUAGUGAUCUAAUUAGUAACCAAUCUUUGCAAGGUAACACAGCCAGUGAGAAGGUUUCUGGAACUACUCAUUUAAAAGUGCCUUCAACAUCUCCUGCUUCGUUUAUAGAUAGGAUUCUAAACAAACAUGAUUUGCCUCAUAAACAGAAUGAUAUUAAUGAAUGUGCAAACUCCUUGCCUAGUAUCGGGGCAAUUGUUGAGGACUUGAAUGCUUUGACUGCAUUAGUCCAGCAGAGGAAAGGAAAACCACUCAAUGUGACUUUAUUGGAAAACAAAAAGCCAUCUGAAGAUUGUUUAUUUAAGCAGAAAUGCAAGUUCUGUGCAAAAGUAUUUGGAAGCUCUAGCGCUUUGCAGACACACCUGCGGUCUCAUACUGGAGAGCGACCUUAUAAAUGCAACAUAUGCAGAAAUCGAUUUUCCACUCGUGGAAAUCUCAAAGUCCACUUCCAGCUCCACAAGCAGAAGGAUCCUAACAAACAAAUGAAUCCUCAUCCGGUUCUGGAGCACUUAGACAAUGUCCCAACCAGCACAGGUAUUCCUUAUGGCAUGUCUCUACCUCUUGAAAAGCCUGGCCCUACAUGGCUGGAGGACAAACACUUAGUGGGUUACUCUCUUGGCUUUAUGUUUCCAACAUCUUUGCCAAGUCUUCCACACAUUGUUAAAAAACAGGAAGAUGUGAUAUCAAUAACCAAAUCACAUAGUCCUGUUGUCAAUGUGGUGUGUGAGAGAAAUAAUGGGCAAAAAGAGUGUGAGAGAAAUUAUGGGCAAAAAGAGGUAUUUAGAAGUAGCCCUCCUCUAACUUCAUCCGAGAAAUUUCGGGAGGGUAGUCAAGCCUUGAGUGUUUCUACAUAUGUAAGCUCCUCAAAGGAAAGUUCAAGAGACCAUGUUGAUUCUGAUACCACUGUCAAUUCAAGCUUACAAUGUCAGCUAAAAUUGAAGCAGCUUGAAACCAAAUUUCUUUUGGGAUGUCUUCCUGAUCCUACAGGAGCCUCAGAGACUUCAAAGCUGGAGCAGUUGGUGGAGAACAUAGAUAAGAAGUCCUCUGACCCCAAUGAGUGUAUCAUCUGCCACCGGGUUCUUAGUUGCCAAAGUGCCCUUAAAAUGCACUACCGCACCCAUACUGGAGAAAGGCCAUUUAAAUGUAGAGUGUGUGGAAAAGCCUUCUCAACCAAAGGCAAUCUCAAGACACACUUCAUUAUUCAUCGUUCCAUGCCUCCCCUUGGAGUACAGCAUUCAUGCCCAGUAUGCAGAGAAAAGUUCACAAAUACAAUGGUACUACAGGAGCAUAUCCAUAUGCACAUGGGUGGUCACAUCUUUAAUAUCCCACUGCAUGAGAAUAUCUGCUCAGUGCCCAUGCACCAGCACCCUGACUCUGUAGAAGAGAGGAACAUGGAAGUGGGUAGCUUCUCUAAUGUAAACAUGGCAUUUAUGGAAGCUGUAUCGGAUUCAAAGUGCUCGGACUCAUUACCAGACAGUUUAUCAUCUUCUCCUGCUUCUUCUGACUUUUCCAAACCAACAGGAUCAGAGAGUCAGAUGACUAUCUCACAUGUGGAUGACCUGUCAGACAACAGGUCGAAAACUAUGGAGAAUGGAUCAAUGGAUAUAGACUACUUAACCUAUAUAUCAUCUUCACUAAAAGGGAACCUUGGUGGUCAAAGCAGAAAAAUGUCAAUCCUCACUGAGACUCCAUCCUCUUGGGAACCCUCCUCUCCCUCUGUUCUUAAAAUACAUGGAUACACUAAAAAUAACAGACAAAUGAUAUCUGCUGAACCAAAUGGCUCAAGUCUUUCACCGCCAAAUCUUACAGAGUUCAAACUAAUAGAUGGAACAUCUGAAGAUGUCCCAAAAGACAGCAUGACCAUGACUUUAUCCUUCCAUGAGCGGGGAUCGCUGAAAACCAAUGUUUGUGAUAUCUGCAACAAGACAUUUGCUUGUCAAAAUGCUUUGGACAUUCACUAUCGAAGUCACACUAAAGAGCACCCAUUUGUCUGCACUGCUUGCAACCGAGGGUUCUCAACCAAAGGCAACCUUAAACAGCACAUGCUCACCCACCAGAUGCAAGACUUACAUUCACAGUUGUUUGAGCCUGCAAAUCUGAUCCGGAUUUUUCCACCAAACCAGUUUCUACACACCACUGAUCCAAUCAUUACCUCAAAACGAAUCGGACUCAAUAAGAUCAUUGAAAAAGAUUCUAAAGAUCCUGCAGCUGGUAUAGCUAGUGCUUACGCUUCUACAUUACUCACUCAGUCUACAUCAAAAUUAACAGCAGCACCACUUCGACGAACAGCUAAACAGCACUUCUGCCACACUUGUGGAAAGACCUUCUCUUCUUCGAGUGCACUGCAAAUUCACGAGAGAACCCACACCGGUGAGAAACCCUUCACCUGCAACAUAUGUGGACGUGCAUUUACCACGAAAGGAAAUUUGAAGGUUCAUAUGGGAACCCACAUGUGGAGCAGUUCUCCAACCAGAGGAGGUCGCAGGCUUUCUGUUGAUGGCUGUUUUGUUGGAUACAACCCUGAGAGAUUUCACUGCCCAAAAGACACUACCCUGAAAUAUGUUGUGGGCAGAGUGAAAAAUGGGGACUCCAAAUGCCUCUGGAGUCAGUAUGCCUCUGGUAAGCAGAAGGUUGUCGGUUAGAUCCCCAGUCACCACCAUUGUGUCCUUGAGCAAGGCACUUAACUCCAGGUUGCUCCGGGGGGAUUGUCCCUGUAAUAAGGGCACUGUAAGUCACUUUGGAUAGAAGCGUCUGCCAAAUGCAUAAAUGUAAAUGUAAAAUGUUUCUGUCUGUCAAUCACACUAUCCAUACACCACACUAUCAGUCAUACCGUCUUUUGACUUCCAUUCCCUAAUACCCUAGCAACCAGAUGGAAUACCCUAGCAACCAUAUAGCAACACAUGACUGAAAUGUUUCUCAUGAUCUUAAAAAUCUUUUGAUUUGAAGGCAUAUGCUUAAAUGUUUGAAAUUAGUUUUGUAGACAAAAAUAUAAUCGUGCCAACAUAUUUGUUUAUUUAAACAAAACAAAUAAUUUACAAAACAAAUUUAAUGAAAUAUAUAUUUUUGAAAAAGUUUUUGAAAUUGAUGACUUGGACCGAAUAAUUAAGAAAAGCAGCCACUGAGUGCCCAACAUUGAUGGGAACUUCUUCAGUACGGUUUAAAAGCAUCCCAGGGUGAUACCUCAAGAAGUUUCUGGAGAAAAUGUCAAGAGUUCAUGUCUACAAAUUCUAGGCAAAGGGGGACUACUUUGAAAAUGCUCAAAUAUAACAUAGUUUUGAUUUAUU
Molecule: messenger RNA, 4315 nt
Organism: Xyrauchen texanus (razorback sucker)
Lineage: Eukaryota; Metazoa; Chordata; Actinopteri; Cypriniformes; Catostomidae
Product: sal-like protein 1
Exons: 3
Coding region: 26-3673 (1215 amino acids)
Biological process (GO): regulation of transcription by RNA polymerase II
Cellular component (GO): nucleus
Molecular function (GO): RNA polymerase II cis-regulatory region sequence-specific DNA binding; DNA-binding transcription factor activity, RNA polymerase II-specific
Source: RefSeq, a predicted model, not a curated record